Guillardia theta CCMP2712 is the source of this 993-nucleotide messenger RNA. RefSeq names its product Dmc1 meiosis-specific interhomolog recombination recA (gene Dmc1). Gene Ontology annotation, cellular component: nucleus; condensed nuclear chromosome. Gene Ontology annotation, molecular function: DNA strand exchange activity; double-stranded DNA binding; ATP binding. The transcript has 11 exons. The record is from RefSeq and is a predicted model, not a curated record. Gene Ontology annotation, biological process: reciprocal meiotic recombination; chromosome organization involved in meiotic cell cycle; DNA repair. Bases 1 to 993 code for a protein of 330 amino acids. Lineage: Eukaryota; Cryptophyceae; Pyrenomonadales; Geminigeraceae.
AUGCAAGCACAAGCACAAUCGGCUUCUGGCCAUGCCACCGCUGCUAGCGAGAGCCCAUACCUGAUUACAAAGACAGAUGUCAACAAAUUCAAAGAUGCGGGAUAUCAUACCGUUGAAUCUGUUCUGUACACCGUCAAGAAGAAUCUUCUCCUCAUCAAAGGUAUCACGGAAGCGAAGAUUGACAAAGUUCUCGAAGCAAUCCAGAAAGAAAAGUCUUUUUCAUUCAAGACAGGGGUCGAAGCGUUGCAUCUUCGAAAGCGAAUCAAGAAGAUCACAACAGGAACGAGCAUGGGUCUUGACGCUUUAUUGGGUGGCGGUUUAGAGAGCUCCAGCAUCACAGAAAUUUAUGGUGAGUUUCGGACUGGAAAAACACAAUGGGUCCACACCCUUGCCGUGACAGCAAUGCUUCCAGCGCAGCAUGGUGGCGGGGAAGGUAAAGUGGCCAUCAUCGAUACCGAGGGUGCUUUCCGACCUGAAAAAAUUGCACCUAUUGCUGAAAGGUUCGGUGUCGACUGUGAAUCAGUGCUGAACAAUUUGCUUAUUGCUCGAGCGUACAAUACGGACCAUCAGAUGAAUAUGAUUCGAGAUCUAGCAGCAAUCAUGAUGGAGGAAGGGCCAUUCGCUAUCCUUAUAAUUGAUAGCAUGACGUCGCUGUUUCGUGUUGAUUAUGUAGGUCGAGGAGAGCUAUCUGCAAGACAGCAAUCGUUGGGUCAAAUGCUCAGCAAAAUUACAAAGAUGGCGGAAGAAUUCAACGUAGCGGUCUUGAUAACCAAUCAAGUGAUGAGCAAUCCCGACGGAGGAAUGACUUUCGUCUCCGAUCCCAAAAAGCCAGUUGGAGGUCACGUGCUGGCGCAUGCCUCUACAACUCGUCUUGAGCUCAAGAAAGGUAGGGGAGAUUGCAGAAUUUGCAAGGUUGUGGACUCGCCAUCGCAACCGGAAGCGGAAGCUUCAUAUCAAAUCUCAGAUGCUGGAAUCAUUGACCCAAAGGAUUAG